AUGGGGCCAGAAAGAUAUAAUAUGGAAGAAUCAAAGUGGCACAAACUCCCAGUUGAAAUUGUAGAGUUGAUCUUGAAAAAGUUGGCUUCCAUCGACAUUCUCCGCUUCGAAGCAGUUUGUUCUUCUUGGAGAUUAGCUGCAAAAUCUUAUGUUGCUUCCCCGUAUUACCAUCCCUUGCCUCAAGCUCCAUGGCUCAUGCUUCGCAAUGAUCAAGACGAUAACAAAAGUUGCCAAUUCUUUAGUGUCGAGGAGAAAAGGGUUUACACCAUUCCGAAUGUGUUUGAAGGCUUCCAUGAUGAUUGUUGCGUGGGUUCUUCCAAUGGCUGGCUGGUGAUUAUGGACAAGAAAGCUGCCUUAUAUCUUUUGAAUCCGAUUUCAAGAGCUACCAUUGAACUCCCAGAUAUUCAGACUCUUCCUGACUUCUCCAUCAACUUUUCAAGUGAUCAUAUUUCAAAAACUAUCGUUUCGUCGGACCCUUCUCGCAGCAAUAACUUUGUCGUGGCAGUGUUAACUAGACAAUAUUCAUCGUUAUCAAGAUUUGGAUUCUACAAGCAUGAAGAUAAAACAUGGAAAAGCUUAGAUGGUGCACGUCACAGAGGCUAUCAGGGUAUUAUAUUCCACCACGAACAACUCUAUGCACUGAGAUUGAACGCCGAAGUAGAUCUUUGGGACUUUGGGAAGCCAGUUCCUGUGAAAACCACAUACCUAUGCGUAUAG
Messenger RNA from Argentina anserina (silverweed cinquefoil), 717 nucleotides. Its product is annotated as putative F-box protein At4g22660. The record is from RefSeq and is a predicted model, not a curated record. Bases 1 to 717 code for a protein of 238 amino acids. NCBI's taxonomy places the organism in Eukaryota, Viridiplantae, Streptophyta, Magnoliopsida, Rosales, Rosaceae. The transcript has a single exon. Gene Ontology annotation, molecular function: protein binding.